Molecule: messenger RNA, 2861 nt
Organism: Erinaceus europaeus (western European hedgehog)
Lineage: Eukaryota; Metazoa; Chordata; Mammalia; Eulipotyphla; Erinaceidae
Gene: PSMD11
Product: proteasome 26S subunit, non-ATPase 11
Exons: 14
Coding region: 69-1337 (422 amino acids)
Biological process (GO): ubiquitin-dependent protein catabolic process
Cellular component (GO): proteasome regulatory particle, lid subcomplex
Molecular function (GO): structural molecule activity; protein binding
Source: RefSeq, a predicted model, not a curated record
GGCGGGCCUUCCGGGCGGGUGUUUCCGGCGUCGGAGGCCGCGGCCGGGGACGGUGUGAGAGCGGUAAGAUGGCGGCGGCGGCGGUGGUGGAGUUCCAGAGAGCCCAGUCUCUACUCAGCACCGACCGGGAGGCCUCCAUCGACAUUCUCCAUUCCAUCGUGAAGCGUGACAUUCAGGAGAACGAUGAGGAGGCAGUGCAGGUCAAAGAGCAGAGCAUCCUGGAACUGGGGUCUCUCCUGGCGAAGACAGGGCAAGCUGCAGAGCUUGGAGGACUCCUGAAGUAUGUGCGACCCUUCUUGAAUUCCAUCAGCAAGGCUAAAGCAGCCCGUUUGGUCAGAUCUCUUCUUGAUCUGUUUCUUGAUAUGGAAGCAGCUACAGGUCAGGAGGUGGAAUUGUGUUUAGAAUGCAUCGAAUGGGCCAAAUCAGAGAAGAGAACUUUCUUACGCCAAGCUUUGGAGGCAAGACUGGUGUCUUUGUAUUUCGAUACCAAGAGGUACCAGGAAGCAUUGCAUUUGGGUUCUCAGCUGCUUCGGGAAUUGAAAAAAAUGGAUGAUAAAGCCCUUUUGGUGGAAGUACAGCUUUUAGAAAGUAAAACAUACCAUGCCCUGAGCAACCUGCCGAAAGCCCGAGCUGCCUUAACUUCUGCUCGAACCACAGCAAAUGCUAUCUACUGCCCCCCUAAACUGCAGGCUACCUUGGAUAUGCAGUCAGGUAUUAUCCAUGCAGCAGAGGAGAAGGAUUGGAAAACUGCAUAUUCUUAUUUUUAUGAGGCAUUUGAGGGUUAUGACUCCAUCGAUAGCCCGAAGGCCAUUACAUCUCUGAAGUACAUGUUGCUGUGCAAAAUCAUGCUCAACACCCCAGAAGACGUCCAGGCAUUAGUGAGUGGGAAGCUUGCACUUCGGUAUGCAGGGAGGCAGACAGAAGCAUUAAAAUGUGUGGCUCAGGCUAGCAAGAACAGAUCACUGGCAGAUUUUGAAAAGGCCCUAACAGAUUACCGGGCAGAGCUCCGGGAUGACCCAAUCAUCAAUACACACUUGGCCAAGCUGUAUGAUAACUUAUUGGAACAGAAUCUGAUCCGAGUCAUUGAACCCUUUUCUCGAGUACAGAUCGAACACAUAUCUAGUCUCAUCAAACUUUCCAAGACUGACGUGGAAAGGAAAUUAUCACAAAUGAUUCUUGACAAGAAAUUUCAUGGAAUUUUGGACCAGGGGGAGGGUGUCUUGAUUAUUUUUGAUGAACCCCCAGUAGAUAAAACUUACGAAGCUGCUCUGGAAACAAUUCAGAACAUGAGUAAAGUAGUGGAUUCCCUCUACAAUAAAGCCAAGAAACUUACAUAGAGUUGGAUCUGUAGCGGUCCUUUGGAGAGUGUGUGUGGCGGGAGAGUGAAACCUUUGGGGAAAAUGCUAGGAGAUUCUUUUUUCUUUUUGUUCUACUUUUUGCUCAGAAAGUUUUUAAAUCCUCAUUUGGUGCAUCGGUAUUCCAGCCGAUAGGUAUGCCAGUUUUCAUGUAAUCUUUACUGGCCCAACUUGGGAGUGGGGAAAUUGCUUAAAAAAAAAGAAAAAGAAAAAAAAAGGUUAUUCUAAAUAAAAGGAAAAAGGCUUACACUACCUAAAGCUGUGCUCUCUGCCUCCUGGGAGAGGGCUGCAAAGCCAGGCGCCCUGCCUACCACUGGGGCUCCUAACCCACCCGCUGGGUGUCACCUCUCUUCCUCUUCAGAAUUGGGUGUUUGCCUGACCAUCAAAGCAAUGACUUUUUAUUCUGUUUGUACUGAACCAAAACAAACAACUGUGUAUAGACUUGCUGUUUUCUUUUUCAUUUGAAAUGAGAUGUUUCGGUGUUCUUUCCCCUGCCAUAUGGCCUGUCCUCCCGCCCUUCCCCCAACAACGGCUCCAGCAGACUGGCCGAAGGUCCCGCCGCCACCGCCGCAGCAGCAGCACCAUCUGCAGGGCUCCUCUUGGACCUUUGAAGGAACGGGGUCGAGGCCAGGAGCUAGUGUCCACUAUGGCCACACGGGGAGCAGUGUGGGCCCUGGGGGGCCUGCUGUGCAUGUGGCUUUUUAACACAGUAAACUAGAUUAGAUGUCAGUGUUUUAAUUGCCCUUCUCUGCUCUUUUCUCUUGCCCUUCUCUUUCCCCUCUCAACCGGGAGACCACCACUUGUCUCUUCUUCUUUCCCCCUUGAAGAGAGUCAGGCUGUCUGAAAUCCAGCCUGUCUCCUUCUCCCACUCCCUCUCCUGCCAUCAGGUGGAUUUAUCCCUUUCUUUAAAACAGUGAACAUCGGAAAUGAGACUGGGAGGUAUGGGUUCCCCCCAUGUUGUUUUUUCGAGCAACUUCAUGACCCCCUCCCAGAGAACUUUAUUUACCUCUUAGGAACUGAAGGGAUGGGAGAUAGAGCACUGUAUUUCAGCAUGCUUUGUUUUAUGACGAGAUUACAUAGCAAGGCUUUCAUGCCAUUUUGGCAGGCAAGCUUCUGCACCUCUGUUGUGCUCAACUGUAUGUUCUUUUUUUUUCUUUCUCUCAUUACCCUCCCCCCCUUUAUUUUCCUUCUCUUCUUCCUGCCUCCUUCCUGCUGGCCUUCUUUUGUCUUUCCCUUUCUCAGACAGAUUAUCCUUCCAGGUUUUCGUAAUAAAUUUAUAUUUUGUAAAAGGAUUUUGUUGUACCAGGUUUUGCAUCCUCACCAAAUCUUUAUUUUCCUCUCCAAAAUCAGGUUUUUUUGUUCCCAAUAUCUCUCCCUAUCAUGUCCAGUCACUGUUUUGGUUUUGGCACCAUCAAUAUCAAAUGUACAAACGGUUCUUGCUAACCAACACCAGGUAUAUCUGAUGUUCAGAUGAGUUCCAAUAAAAACAAUUUUUUUUUUCAAAAA